Vavraia culicis subsp. floridensis is the source of this 1273-nucleotide messenger RNA. RefSeq lists its product as uncharacterized. The transcript has a single exon. Lineage: Eukaryota; Fungi; Microsporidia; Pleistophoridae. The coding region runs from base 11 to 1273 and encodes 420 amino acids. The record is from RefSeq and is a predicted model, not a curated record.
AAGUAAACAAAUGGUAAAGACAUCAAAGGUUUACGGAGUAAAACUACGGAAGAGGGAAAUUUUCGUGGCAUCGGCUUCUGAGUGGCAUCAUUCUUCGACGUACACACAUGAGACAUUAUUAAAGAUCUUUUCGACCAUAAAAGAUGCUUCUGACGCGAUAAUCGCGAAAAUGGACGAGUCAAAAAUAGAGAAAAAUCACGGUCUCAGGCGUAAUGUCAACUUCGUAAUUGACAUGAAUUUAGAAACUGAGAUAGUCACACGAGCAGAUGAUGAAGGCAGUAAGAAGUAUUUUAUUAGGCCGGAAAAACCUUUUGAAAGGGACAUUAGUGAGCUUGUGGAUGAUAAGGAUUUUGAGACUGAGCUGACCGAAGACGAAGAGGAGUUCUUGAGCGGAAAAGUAGAAAUUGGGGGAGCGGAAAUGCAGAGCACCAUUGCAACCCCGGAUACUCGCGGAAACACGGCGAAAGGAUUAAAGAGUGCAAGUGCUACAGCUGCUGAGAACACGGUGUGCGAGGUAAGAAACGUUGUAGACACUUACAAAGCAGACAGCAUUGAAACAAAAAGGGUUGCAGCAGGCGAUAAAUGCAAAACUGAUGUUUCUGAAUCAGAUUUGACAAUGAAAAAGAUGUCUGGCGUUUCAACAGCAGAUAAUAACCGUAGGAUCGCACAAGUUAACAAAUAUGAUGUGGUCAGCACAUUAAUUAAUCAUGGAAUAGACGGUACUGGUAAUGCAACUGGGAGAUCGGAUGCCAGAAUUAUUACUAGCUCUGAAGUGAUGGUCAAUGAAACCAGUGGAAAGAGGGGCAGAGCAAAGAUCGGUACUAAAAAGACGCAAGAAAUUGCUGCUGAUACAUCCGGCAGUACCGGAAAGAGCGAACUGCGAUCACAGUCCGUUAAAGACACACAGAGCAUGAAGAAAAUGAAUCACAAGAAAAAAAAUGAGCAGUCAACCGCGAAGAAACAACGACUAGUCGACGAUAAACAACCAAGAAGGAAUAUUUUUUCCAAUUUUCAACCGAAGCUUUUGCGAACACCUACUCAGGAGGAGAUAAACGAGUAUUAUACCGACUAUUCUAUAAUAAAGAAUCCCCUGAGAAAUAUCAGGAGCGGUAAUUCGCCUUAUGUGUACUAUGAAAUCACAGGGAAGAAGGAGCUCAGGAAGCGAAUGGUAAUACGGCUCAAAGGGAGGAAAAGAAGUGUGAAGGAUGAAUUGAUUGGCAAGUUUUUCGUAAGCGGUGACAUGUCGGAUGAGGGUGAUGAUGUUAAGUUCUAA